UGACUUAUAGUCGUAGGUAUAUAAGUAGCUCAUCAAUGACCAAUGUCGAGAGCUUAGCUCAGCUGUGGCAAAUUGAUGUUUUGUUGACAAUCAAUUGACACAUAUACUUAUACCAUAAGUUUUGUUUGUGCGGUGCAGAAUUUUGUAUACCUUUUGUGUCGAUAUUGCUGCAAUUUCGUUGUUAUUUUUCACUGAACUAGAAAGAAGGAUAUUUUGAAUUAUUACUAGACUAUUUCAACAAAAAAAGCACAAUGGGUGAACGCAAAGGACAAAACAUGUAUUAUCCACCGGAUUACAAUCCCAAGUUUGGAGGAUUGAAUAAAUCUCAAGGAACCCAUGCCCUGCGCGAGCGAGCUCGAAAACUUCACAUGGGUAUCUUGAUAAUUAGAUUUGAAAUGCCCUUCAAUAUAUGGUGCGAUGGCUGCGGAAAUCACAUUGGAAUGGGCGUUCGUUAUAAUGCGGAAAAGAAAAAAAUUGGAAUGUACUACAGCACUCCCUUAUAUCAGUUCAGAAUGAAAUGUCACCUAUGCGACAAUCACUUUGAAAUUAAGACUGAUCCAGCAAAUUUAAAUUAUGAAAUCGUUAGUGGAGCUCGCAGACAAGAGAAUCGAUGGGACCCAACAGAAAAUGAACAAGUUGUACCAGAAACUAAAGAAGUUUCAAGGAGAUUAUACGAUGAUGCUAUGUACAAGUUGGAGCAUAAUUUAGAAGAUAAGAAAGUUGCAAAGACGAGAGCAAAUGUUUUAGAAAGCGCUAUUGAAUUGAAUGAGUCUUUAUGGAAAGAUGAUUACACAUCAAAUUGUGCUCUGCGAUCAAUUUUUCGAACUAAGAAGAAAGAAAUACAGGGUAAAGCUACAAUGGAUCAGGCAUUCUUAAAGAAAAUGGGUAUUAAUAUCAAUUUGGUUAGUGAGCAUGAAGAUGAUAUAAAAUUGGCCAAACUCUUAUCUCAACACAAACAAUUGCAAAAAGGUAGCAAAGACAAAUUGCCUUUAAAACGGCUACUUUCCAUUGCUGAGUCAAGAGAACGAUCCAAAAACAAGCCUUUAGCACUGGAAAGUAAAAAAAGUAAAAAAAUAGUACUACCUGCUGUAACACAAACAUCUGCAUCAAGUUCGAGCAGCAGUAGUGGAGCAAUUAAGAACAGCAGCUCCAGCUUAUCACUCGUGCAGUAUGAUAGCACUAGUUCAGAUAGUGAUUCGUAGCGUUACAAAAUAAAAACACAUCCUGUACAUAUGUAAAUAAAAUCUAAUAUAAUUUAA
Messenger RNA from Nasonia vitripennis (jewel wasp), 1259 nucleotides. Its product is annotated as coiled-coil domain-containing protein 130 homolog. The transcript is spliced from 5 exons. NCBI's taxonomy places the organism in Eukaryota, Metazoa, Arthropoda, Insecta, Hymenoptera, Pteromalidae. The coding region runs from base 252 to 1202 and encodes 316 amino acids. Gene Ontology annotation, cellular component: post-mRNA release spliceosomal complex; U2-type spliceosomal complex. Gene Ontology annotation, biological process: mRNA splicing, via spliceosome. The record is from RefSeq and is a predicted model, not a curated record.